Epinephelus lanceolatus (giant grouper) is the source of this 3537-nucleotide messenger RNA. RefSeq names its product programmed cell death 4a (gene pdcd4a). Gene Ontology annotation, biological process: negative regulation of DNA-templated transcription. The record is from RefSeq and is a predicted model, not a curated record. Lineage: Eukaryota; Metazoa; Chordata; Actinopteri; Perciformes; Serranidae. Gene Ontology annotation, cellular component: cytosol; nucleus.
AAAGUUAAAAACAGACUUUGUUUAUCUUGCAGGUUGUUUGCUGAAAUGCUCUCCGACUAGUUAACCUACUUUCCUCCCGUCAGCGCUCUUAUUUUACUCUUCCCAGCCGGAAGCGCUGAGAAGAGUGCGAAACCCUUUUGUUAUUCCACUCCCUUAUUCUUUAGUAUCUCUACACUUUUUGUAAUUCAAUUUAUUUAUUUUUUUUGGUGUGUGUUUUCUGCAGCUGACACCGUGCAGUGUGACAAAGAGGGGCAUCAGGACUCUAGUUUAUCCCCUGCAGCACGUGCAGUCUGCCCAAAACACUUCUCCACUAAACAUCUUGUUCUGCAGACAUUUUGACUUGCUGUUUUUUGGGGGGGAUUUGUUGCAGCUGAAGCUCGACAGGAGGAGCUCACCGUGAGGAUUUUUUAAUCGAGCAUUUGGGAGAGAGAGCGCCAUGGCGACCGAAGUGGAUACGUGGACCUCCGCUCCCAAAGCCGACGGGGUGUUCUCUUUAGACGACAACCUGGCAGAGGCCGACCAUCCCUACAGCGUUGACGAUGAUCUGCUCAAUGAGGCGGAGGUGAACGGUAACUGGACGCCUCAGGAGAAAGCACUCCACGAGGCGCGACUCAAAGCCAAAGCCAAGCGCCGCCUGCGCAAGUCCUCAUCCCGCAAUUCCACCAGCGAGUCCCUCUCUGAGUCAGGAGAAUUGGCAGGAAGUGACCCAAACAGUCCAAAGGGCAAAGUCAACACCAAUGACCGCAAAUCCAGGACGGGCAAAGGCAGAGGCCUGCCAAAAAAAGGUGGGGCAGGUGGUAAAGGAGUUUGGGGGGCAGCUGGGAUGGUUUAUGAAGAUGAGGAGCCUGAUAUGCGGGACCCCAACUACGAUGAAUCUGCUCAGGGUGACACAGUUUAUGCAACAGUUGUGCCAGAGAUAGAUGAAAAGGAACUGGAAAACAUGGUCAACCCAAUUGUACAGGAAUACUUUGAGCAUGGAGACACAAGGGAGGUCCAGAUGCUGCUGAAGGAGCUCAACCUGGGCCAACACAAGUAUGAGUUCUCGUCCCUGGCCGUGUCCCUGUCCCUGGAAGGCAAGGCCAGCCACAGAGAGCUGACCUCCCGCCUGCUGUCUGAUCUGUCGGGCAAGGUGCUGUCACAAAGUGAAAUGGCCCGAGCCUUCGACAAGAUACUCAAAGAGCUGCCAGACCUCAUACUGGACACACCGGAGGCUCCACAGAUGUUAGGCCAGUUUGUAGCCAGAGCCAUAGCGGACCACGUCCUCCCCAUGUCUUUCCUGGACUGUUACAAGGGCAAAGUGGACUGUGAGCAUGCCAGAGUGGCUUUAGACCGUGCUGAAGUGCUGCUGACCAUGAAGAGGGAGAUGGUUCGUCUAGAUAAUGUGUGGGGCGUGGGCGGAGGCCAGAGACCCGUCAAACAUCUCGUCAAAGAGAUGAACCUCCUGCUCAAAGAGUACCUGAUAUCAGGAGACGUUGCAGAGGCAGAGCAUUGUCUGCGGGACCUGGAAGUCCCACACUUCCACCACGAGCUGGUCUAUGAGGCUGUAGUGAUGGUGCUGGAGUCAAAAGAAGAAGCCACUGCCAGUCGCGUGAUGAUAAAGCUGCUGCAGUCCUUCUGGAAAACAGGCCUCAUCACUGUGGAUCAGAUGAACAGAGGUUUCAAGCGUGUCUACGAUGAACUCCCUGAAAUCAGCCUUGAUGUGCCGCAUGCCCACUCCAUCAUGGAGACCUUUGUGGACCUCUGCUACCAGGAGGCUGUCAUCACCAAACAGCUGAGGGAUGCCUGCCCCUCCAGAGGACGGAAGCGUUUUGUAAGCGAAGGAGAUGGAGGGGUAAUCAAGAACUAAUCCACAAGAGGAAGAGGAAGAGCAGGAAGAGGAGGAGGAGGGGUGUCUACAUGUUCUUACACCCCGUUUCCGCUCUGGCAUGUUUUCCCCCUGAUACCGGGCAUGCUGGCAGUCUAAAGUUUCCUUGUCCCUCUCCUGAUAGUGUUGUCAUUAAACAAACCAGCAUUGACGUUCGGUGAAAGCAGACUGAAAAAGUCGCCCAGGCGUUCAGUUCCAUUCAUCUUGUUAAUCACCGUUUUUUGACUUUUUUUUUUUUUUUUUGGUAAGAAAAUUCUUUAUUUCUGGGGUUGGAUGCGCCCCUCUCGCCUCGGUCUUUGUAUCUGUUUCUCAAGAAUCAUUGGAGUCAGAGCUGCAGACAGACAGGCGGACAGGCGGGGGCGUGUGGGAGAUGAAUUUGGGUGUCUUGUCUCUUGCUUUGCUUCGGCCGUUCUUAUUUUUCUUUCCAUGUAAAGUGCUAAAAAUGGGGGGAAAAAAAGCACAUAAAAGACGGAGCAUACUGUACAGUCAGUGAGCACUUAGUAAUUUAGCUCAACGAGGAUCUAACCUUUUUUUUUUCUGCCACAAAUGAUUUGAAAUUAUUUCAAGGACGACGUGCUUUGUAACUUCUGGUUCUGAUCCUUUAUGAGAAGGUAUUUUUUUUUGUUCUUUUUUUUUUUUUUUUUUUUUUAUUGCAUUUCUGGCCUCUGAGGCCAAAUGUUCACUUUGUAAAGCAAAGCAGUCAAAGUGAGAAGCGUUUGGGCACUGUUUGGGUGGUUAUUUGAAACUCACAGUAGGGUCAGUAUACUCUGGAAGCCCUUCUCUGAGAAAUAAAUUGGAGAUAAUGUGUGUAAAAAAAAAAAAAAAAAAAAAAGUAAAAAGUACUUAAAAAAAUUAAACAAGCAAUAUUUUGAGCACUCUGACUUUGCUUGCAGUUAAGGAUUUUACAGCUCACAUGCUCGGCAAUAGAUUCUGGACAGGUUACCUUACAAUAUAAAAGCAAACCUUCUGUAUCUGGAAAUUAUUUUCAAUCUUGUUCACCUGUCUGAUAUGUCUGUGAUAUUCAUUUAUGCAUAUUUCAGGCUAUUCUGCCUCCGUUUGUAACAGUUUUACAUGUUGACAAAAGUUCAGGAUGUGGCAAUGAAGUAUAUUUCAUUCAUUAAAAAGCAACAAAAUGAAGUUUCUGUAUUUCUUUUCUUGGGUCAUGCCUGCAGUAUUGGUGGAAGAGUAAUGAGGAGAAAUUAACUCGGCAAGUGUAGAGAUGUACAUCAGUCACAUUUGUUGAUGAGUCAUCAGUUGUGAUGCUUAGAGUAUAUUUCAGCCUUGUACUUUUUGUCAGUUGAUCUCAUUUCUUAGAAGCAGUUUGAGGCCAAAGCUCAGAUUUUUUUCUUGACUCCUGACCCCAUUUAUGGUACAUCUAAGAUACCUGGCUAUGCGUCUCCAUAGCACAGCUUUACUAUGCUUACAGUGUAAAUAAGUGGUUGAGGGAAAUUAUGUUAAAUGGUUCAUAUUUGGAAGAUGGUGUAAUUUACAGGACACACUCAUCCAUGCAUGCAGCUGUCUUCUGUCAGAGAGGCUAUAAUGUUUAUGUUUUGUAUUCCUACAGUCAUCUUUGUACUGUUGAUUUAUUUUGGAUCAGCAAACUGUUGAUGACACGCUCCCCUUACACGAGAACUUCAUUUUAUAUAUUUCAAUAAAAUUACAGUAUUUCCCUC